AUGCCCGGGCUGCGCCGGGACCGCCUGCUGACCCUGCUGCUGCUGGGCGCGCUGCUCUCCGCGGACCUCUACUUCCACCUCUGGCCCCAGGCGCGGCGCCAGCUGCGCCCCCGGGAGCACCCCCGGAGCUGCCCGUGCCCCCGCCGCGCCCCGUCCCCGGCGCCCGACCCGGCGGCAGCCUCCCCGGACCCGCACCCCGCGGCGCGCAACUUUUCCCCCGCCGGGCCCCGCGCUGCGCCAGAGCGCGGCUCCAAGCUGCAGGCCCUCUUCUCCCACCCGCUCUACCGCGCCCCGGAGGAGCCGCCGCUCCUGGGGCCGGAAGACUCGCUCCUGGCCAGCCAGGAGGCGCUGCGCUACUACCGGAGGAAGGUGGCCCGCUGGAACAGACGACACAAGAUGUACAAGGAGCAGCUGAACAUCACCUCCCUGGACCCCCCGCUGCAGCUCCAACUCGAGGCCAGCUGGUUCCAGUUCCACCUGGGGAUCAACCGCCAUGGGCUGUACUCCCGGUCCAGUCCUGUCGUCAGCAGACUCCUCCACGACAUGAGGCGCUUCCCCACCAUCAGCGCUGAUUACAGUCAGGACGAGAAAGCUUUGCUUGGGGCGUGCGACUGCACCCAGAUCGUGAAGCCCAGUGGCGUCCACCUCAAGCUGGUGCUGAGGUUCUCGGACUUCGGCAAGGCCAUGUUCAAACCCAUGAGACAGCAGCGAGAUGAAGAGACGCCCGAGGACUUCUUCUAUUUCAUUGACUUUCAGAGGCACAACGCUGAGAUCGCAGCUUUCCAUCUGGACAGGAUCCUGGACUUCCGGCGGGUGCCACCCACGGUGGGGAGGCUGGUCAACGUCACCAAGGAAAUCCUAGAGGUCACCAAGAAUGAAAUCCUGCAGAGCGUUUUCUUCGUCUCUCCAGCCAGCAACGUGUGCUUCUUCGCCAAGUGCCCCUACAUGUGCAAGACGGAGUACGCCGUCUGCGGCAGCCCGCACCUGCUGGAAGGCUCCCUGUCCGCCUUCCUGCCGUCCCUCAACCUGGCCCCCCGGCUGUCUGUGCCCAACCCCUGGAUCCGCUCCUACACGCUGGCAGGGAAGGAGGAGUGGGAGGUCAAUCCCCUGUACUGCGACACGGUGAAGCAGGUGCCCCCCUACAGCAGCAGCAACCGGCUGCUCAACAUCAUCGACAUGGCCAUCUUCGACUUCCUCAUAGGAAACAUGGACCGUCACCACUAUGAGAUGUUCACCAAAUUUGGGGAUGAUGGGUUCCUUAUUCAUCUUGAUAACGCCAGAGGGUUUGGUCGACACUCCCACGAUGAACUCUCCAUCCUGUCGCCGCUCUCCCAGUGCUGCAGGAUCAAAAGGAAAACACUUCUGCACCUGCAGCUGCUGGCCCAGGCCGACUACAGGCUGAGCGAGGUGAUGCGGGAGUCCCUGCUGGAGGACCAGCUGGCCCCCGUCCUCACGGAGCCCCACCUCCUGGCCCUGGACCGGCGGCUCCAGCUCAUCCUAAAGACGGUGAAGGGGUGCAUCGAGGCCCACGGGGAGCAGAGCGUGGUCGCCAGUGACCCAGCAGAACAGCCAGCCGCAGACUCGGGCCAGGCUCAUGUGCCAAGCUAAAGGGCUGCAAGAGUCCAUGUCAAAUGCUAGUGAUGGCCUCAGCUGCUGCUCACGUGCCCUACCCACACUGCAGGCCCUGGACUCAGGAAGCCACAGGGCACUGGGAUUGUUCUUAAAGAGCGAAAGGGGGACCCACUGAACUCUCCUCCUUGGUGCCUUCUGCUGUAGGAGCCCGGGACGCUGUGGUUCCUCUUUCCCGGGACGCACGGGCUUCAUCAGGGCCCCGGACCAUCUCCCACGUCUCCUGCAAAUUCUGGACACGGGUCAGGCUUGGAGCCUUAUUCCUAGGAGAGUUAUUAACUGUAACAAAUAAAAGGACAUCAAAUGGAGACCUAACUCAACUUUCAGAUCCUUAUUUUUACAGUUAUAACCCCUGAUCCAGAUAAAAUGCCUAGCAGAUUGCAAGCAGACAAAAAAAUCUAAAAAAUGCUAACUCUCAAAUUUGCUUAAAGCAGACUUGAGACUUUCUUAUAUUCUAAUCACUGGCCCAAUCUGUGUAUGAUAAUCUCUAGU
Molecule: messenger RNA, 2121 nt
Organism: Talpa occidentalis (Iberian mole)
Lineage: Eukaryota; Metazoa; Chordata; Mammalia; Eulipotyphla; Talpidae
Gene: FAM20A
Product: FAM20A golgi associated secretory pathway pseudokinase
Exons: 11
Coding region: 1-1608 (535 amino acids)
Cellular component (GO): Golgi apparatus
Molecular function (GO): protein serine/threonine kinase activator activity
Source: RefSeq, a predicted model, not a curated record